GGCGGCGGUGAGGCGUCGUGCCGGGCCGGGCUCGGAGGGGCGGGUCGGACGGGGCCCAACGGGGCUGGGCGGCACCGCGGGCUCCUCGGUGUUGCUGGCAGCCCCGCGGCAGCGCUGCUGAGCCCGCUUCCAGCUCCGAGGAGCCGCCGGCAGAACGAUUCCGCUACCGGAAACUGAACCGUACGUCGCCGCGCUGCCCGCCCGCACGGCUGCGGCGGAGGCGGACGGGGCUCCCGAGUCACGCUUAGAAAUUCGUUCUCCGUGGGUAACAACGCGUGGAUAUCCACUCGUGUGCCUCGCUGCAGAAACAGCGUUUAUAACUGCGGCUUCUUGAGUGCUGAGACACAAAAACAUAAUGACUGCGUUGGACGAUAAACUGCUGGGCGAGAAGCUCCAGUAUUAUUACAGCAGUAGUGAGGGUGAGGAUGAAGACAGUGAGAAGGAAGACAAAGAAGGGGAGAGCUCCAUUCCCGACAGCGUUGGGGAGGUAGAGCUUAGCAGCGAUGGCAGUGCAGUCAAUACAGGUCCAAAAGGAGUCAUUAAUGACUGGCGAAGGUUUAAACAACUGGAAACAGAACAGAGACAGGAGCAGCGCAGAGAAAUGGAGCGCCUCAUAAAGAAGUUGUCUAUGACAUGUAGAUCUCACUUAGAUGAGGAAACUGAUAAGCAAAAGCAGAAAGAGCUUCAGGAAAAAAUCAAUGGAAAGAUGACGUUACAAGAAUAUAACAUGAUUCACAAUGAUGAAGAUGAUGAGGAAUUUUUACAGCGAUACAGGAAGCAGCGAAUGGAGGAGAUGAGACAGCAGCUGUACAGUGGGCAGCAAUUUAAACAGGUCUUUGAGAUUACCAGCGGAGAAGCAUUUUUGGACAUGGUUGAUAAAGAGCAUAAGAGCACUCUGAUCAUGAUCCAUAUUUACGAAGAUGAUAUCCCUGGUGCUGAAUCCCUGAACGGCUGCAUGAUCUGUCUGGCUGCUGAGUAUCCAACAGUUAAGUUUUGCAGAGUAAAGAGUUCGCUCAUUGGUGCCAGCGCUCGCUUUACCAAUAAUGCUCUGCCAGCUUUGCUGGUCUAUAAGGCAGGUGAGCUCAUUGGCAAUUUUGUGCGGAUCACUGACCAGCUUGGAGAAGAUUUUUUUGCUGUUGACCUGGAGGCUUUUUUGCAGGAGUGUGGUCUGCUUCCAGAAAAAGACCUAGUGCUCCUGACUUCUAUACAUAAUCCAUCUGCGUGUUACAGUGAAGACAGUGAUCUGGAAAUAGACUGAAGCACUUACACCAGGGGGCCAGUAGGUGUAGUUGUGCUGUGGGAUGUUCUUGUGCUAGGGGUUGUUCCCUUCCUUUCUUAGUGUGGGUAUGUUAUUCUUCUCCUCCAUGCACUCGGGACUUUCGCUUGUUAAAAAAUAAUUUAAAGCAUUUAAAUAAUUUAAA
Messenger RNA from Phasianus colchicus (ring-necked pheasant), 1421 nucleotides. Lineage: Eukaryota; Metazoa; Chordata; Aves; Galliformes; Phasianidae. The record is from RefSeq and is a predicted model, not a curated record.